Marasmius oreades (fairy-ring Marasmius) is the source of this 1250-nucleotide messenger RNA. RefSeq lists its product as uncharacterized. Bases 119 to 1108 code for a protein of 329 amino acids. Lineage: Eukaryota; Fungi; Basidiomycota; Agaricomycetes; Agaricales; Marasmiaceae. The record is from RefSeq and is a predicted model, not a curated record. The transcript is spliced from 16 exons.
UGUGAACGUACUCACGGAUGCCAUGGCCAUAAAAAGCACCUCGGGAGCUGUCGCAACGACAUAAGAGGCGCCCUCGGUCCUCCCCCUUUACCAGUGCUACCCCCCCCAAUCUGCUGCUAUGGUAGGUCCUGUAACGACCAUUGACAAUACCCUCGGUCUUCUGUUCAAUGUCGCCAUAAUCACCGCUGCCCUCUGGGGUGCUGGAUCACUACAAGGAUGGUUUUACUUCCGCAAAUACAACAGCAGAGACCCAAUAGGUACUCGUCUACUUAUUGCAUUCCUAAUGGUAGCCGAUACUGUGCAGGAGGCCAUGAUUUGUGAGGCGGUCUACAAGUACGCUGUCACGAUGCACGGGGACCCAGAUGCAAUGAAACACAUGGUUCGAACUAUCCUGCUCCAGUUAUGGUUUGCUGGACCUAUUGGAUUCGCGGUGCAACAGUUCUAUGUUUAUCGCAUUUUCCGUCUGAGCAAUAAUUACUAUAUCGCAGGGAUAGUGUCUCUUCUUUCGUUUGUCUCCCUCGCUUUAUUGUGGGGCUAUACCAUCGUGACUAUGGGGUAUUCCUCGUUGGGAGAACUCAUUGUCCAACAACACUGGGCGACUGCUCUCAAUGUCAUGAGUGCUGGGACAGACCUAGCCAUUACUGUCGCGAUGAUAUGGUGUCUCCAGGGUAAGAAGACUGGAUUCCGAAAAAGUACAGACAUUAUCAAUCGAAUGAUUAUCUUCACCUUCAACACUGGGAUAUUGACCACAGCCCUUUCAGUCGCCGAUUUCAUCACUCUCAAUGCCAUGCCUGAGACCUUCGUCUACAUGGGAUUCUUCCUGAUCCGAGACCGAUUUUACACGAACUCAAUUCUCGUAACCCUGAAUUCAAGAGACUACAUUAGAGGUAUCGCGGUUGAAACGGACCACGAAACCAUCUCUUUGUCAAAAUUCUCACAAACGACUUCCAACGGCAGAUCGCGCGCUCCACAAGAGACCCACACCACUGACAUCGCCAUUAGGAUUGAGAAAUCUACUCUCCAUGAUACGGGCGCUGAAUACGAUUCAAGUCCGAUUGGGAAGGAAACAAAUUUUCCGCCUGAUGAAAUUCCGCGGCAUGCCGUAUGAUAAGUCGAAAAGAAAUUCGAGAUACCAAUCUAAAGUUUUGGGGCGUUACUUUUCACUGGUUCAAUUUUUACGGUUUCCGGAAUCUACCAAGUGUACCGUACAUUAUAUUUUCUCAAUCAUCAAUCCACUUGUUGGUCCCUGU